This is a messenger RNA of Sinocyclocheilus grahami, 541 nucleotides long. Its product is annotated as ovarian aromatase-like. The record is from RefSeq and is a predicted model, not a curated record. Gene Ontology annotation, molecular function: heme binding; iron ion binding; oxidoreductase activity, acting on paired donors, with incorporation or reduction of molecular oxygen. The transcript has 3 exons. Lineage: Eukaryota; Metazoa; Chordata; Actinopteri; Cypriniformes; Cyprinidae. The annotation marks the transcript as partial.
AUGGCAGGUGAACUUCUCCAGCCUUGUGGAAUGAAGCUGGUGCAUCUCGGUGAAGCUGCUCUGGACAUUCUGAUGCAAGGGGCCCAUAACAGCACUGACGGUGCCCAAGACAAUGUGUGCGGAGCCAUGGCCACACUACUGCUGCUGUUACUCUGCCUGCUGCUGGCCAUCAGACAACAUUGGACAAAGAAAGACCAUGUGCCAGGUCGGUCAUCUGCUGUGCAUCAUGUGUUGAGGAGAUCUCUGUACACCUCACGCUUUGGGAGCAAACUGGGUCUGCAGUGUAUUGGGAUGCAUGAACAAGGCAUCAUAUUCAACUCAAAUGUGGAACUCUGGAAGAAAGUCCGCACCUUUUAUGCAAAAGCUCUAACAGGUCCAGGGCUUCAGAGAACUUUGGAGAUUUGCACCACUUCCACAAACACACACCUGGAUGAUCUCUCUCACCUGACAGAUGCUCAGGGACAGGUGGACAUCCUUAACUUACUGCGGUGCAUUGUAGUGGACAUUUCCAACAGACUGUUUCUAGGAGUCCCUCUCAAAG